This is a messenger RNA of Didymosphaeria variabile, 2964 nucleotides long. RefSeq names its product glucosidase II (gene ROT2). The record is from RefSeq and is a predicted model, not a curated record. Gene Ontology annotation, cellular component: glucosidase II complex. The coding region runs from base 1 to 2964 and encodes 987 amino acids. The transcript has 3 exons. Gene Ontology annotation, biological process: N-glycan processing; carbohydrate metabolic process. Gene Ontology annotation, molecular function: alpha-glucosidase activity; carbohydrate binding. Lineage: Eukaryota; Fungi; Ascomycota; Dothideomycetes; Pleosporales; Didymosphaeriaceae.
AUGGCGCGAUCAAGACGAGAUCCUGCUCCCCGGUGGACGGCCGUCUUCUUGCUAUGGACGGCGCUGUGCUGCCUUUUUGUUCCCGCAGUCAUGGUGAAGCAUGAGAACUUUAAGACAUGUGACCAAUCCGGCUUUUGUAGACGCAACCGCCAAUUCGCCGACACCGCCGCCGCCACGAGUUCGUGGAGUUCCCCGUAUACCGUCGACCCCACCACCAUUGCCUUCAAAGACGGGGAGCUACAUGCCACGGUCGUCAAGACGCUGCAAGACGGCGUACAAAAUGUCGAGCUACCACUGACGGUUACGUUCCUCGAUUCUGGAGUUGCGCGCGUCACCCUAGACGAGACGAAGAGGCAGAAGGGUGACAUCACUCUCCGCCAUGACAGCAAGGCGCGGAAGGAGCGAUAUAAUGAGGCUGGGAAAUGGACACUGGUCGGCGGCCUGAAGGUCGCUGACGGCGCGGCACUCAGCGAGAAAGCCGAGCAGGGGUAUACCAAGGUGUUCUACGGUGACGGGAGCAAGCACCAGGCUAUCAUCCGACAUGCGCCGUUUGGCAUCGAGUUCCAGCGGGAUGGAGAGACCCAGGUCAAGUUCAACGAGCGUGGCCUGCUGAACCUGGAGCACUGGCGUUCAAAGAUCGAGAAGCCCGCCGAGGAAAAGAAGGACGGCGAGGAAGAGAAGAAGGAAGAGGAGAAGAAAGAAGAGGCCGCUGGCGAAGAUGAAAGCACGUGGUGGGAUGAGACCUUCGGUGGUAAUACAGAUUCGAAGCCCAGGGGUCCGGAAGCGGUUGCUUUGGAUAUCACCUUCCCGGGCUACGAGCAUGUAUUCGGAAUCCCCGAGCAUGCCACCAGGCUAUCAUUAAAGACUACGAGGGGCGGCGAUGGAGCAUAUUCCGAGCCCUACCGACUAUACAACGCCGACGUCUUCGAGUACGAGAUGGACAGCCCCAUGACGCUCUACGGGGCCAUUCCCUUCAUGCAAGCCCACCGCAAGGGCUCGACCGUCGGUGUCUUUUGGCUGAACGCUGCUGAGACGUGGGUUGAUGUCGUCAAGGCCAAGUCGACCGCGAACCCACUCUCGUUGGGCACAAAAGGUCAUACCGACACCCAAACCCACUGGAUCUCCGAGAGCGGCCUCCUGGAUGUGUUCGUGUUCCUUGGCCCGACUCCUCAGGAUCUUACUCGUCAGUACGGCGAACUGACUGGUUAUACCGCUAUGCCUCAAUCCUUCGCUAUUGCCUACCACCAGUGCCGAUGGAAUUACGUCACCGACGAAGAUGUCAAGGAUGUCGAUCGCAAAUUUGACAAGCACAAGAUCCCAUACGAUGUCAUCUGGCUCGAUAUUGAAUACACGCAGGAGAAGAAGUAUUUCACCUGGGAUCCUCUGACCUUCGUCAACCCUGACACAAUGGGCAAGCAGCUGGACAAAAGCCAGAGGAAGCUCGUUGUCAUCAUCGAUCCCCACAUCAAGAAUACGAACGACUACCCAGUCAUUGACGAGCUGAAGAAGAAGGACCUCGCUGUCAAGAACAAAGAUGGGAACCAAUACGAAGGCUGGUGCUGGCCCGGCAGCUCCAUGUGGAUUGACUGCUUCAACCCCGCUGCUAUUUCCUGGUGGAAGGGUCUCUUCAAGUAUGACAGCUUCAAAGGAACUCUACCCAACACGUUCAUCUGGAACGACAUGAAUGAACCCUCUGUCUUCAACGGACCGGAGACGACCAUGCCCAAGGACAACAUCCACUUUGGUGGCUGGGAACACCGCGACGUGCACAACGUCAACGGCAUGACUUUCCACAACGCAACCUAUCAAGCCAUCUCCGAGCGUAAGAAGGGAGAACUUCGCCGUCCGUUCGUACUAACCCGCUCUUUCUACUCCGGCAGCCAGCGCUCCGCCGCUAUGUGGACUGGCGACAACCUUGCGGAGUGGUCUCAUCUGGAAGCUUCUCUUCCCAUGAUCCUGAAUCAAGGUAUCUCAGGUUUCCCGUUCGCAGGUGCUGAUGUCGGCGGUUUCUUCGGCAACCCAAGCAAAGAGCUGUUGACGCGAUGGUAUCAAGCUGGAAUAUACUACCCCUUUUUCCGCGGCCAUGCCCACAUCGACACGCGUCGUCGCGAGCCGUACGUCCCUGGCGCUCCUUACACCGAAAUUAUCACCCAGGCGCUCAGGCUACGAUACCAGCUCUUGCCCGCUUGGUACACAGCUUUCCGCGAGGCGCACACUACGGGCGCUCCCAUUGUCCGCCCCAACUUCUACGUUCAUCCGGAGGAUGAGCGAGGUUUCGCUAUCGAUGACCAGUUGUAUAUCGGCUCUACCGGCUUGCUUGCGAAGCCAGUCACUAAAGAAGGUGCGACAAGCGUAGACGUGUACCUUGCAGACGAUCAGCCGUACUACGAUUUCUUCGACUACACGCUCUAUCAAGGCUCCGGCACGCAUACCGUCCCUGCGCCGCUCGAAAAGAUACCGCUGCUGAUGCAGGGCGGAAACAUCAUCCCACGCCGCGACCGCCCUCGUCGCUCAAGCGGCCUUAUGAAGUUCGACCCCUUUACCCUCGUCGUCGUGCUCGACAAGGACGGUGCUGCGAAGGGAGAACUCUACAUUGACGAUGGUGAGACGUUCGACUACGAGACCGGCGCUUACAUCCACCGGCGCUUCGCAUUUGACGGCAAACGCAAUGUUUUGACCUCGACCAACGCCGUUCCGGUUGGCGCGAAGGCCACCGCCAAGUUAGAAGCGUACCUGAAGAGCAUGAAUAAGGUCAGAGUUGAGAAGGUCAUCAUUGUUGGCGCGCCGAAGACCUGGAAGGGCAAGACGGAGGCUAUUGUUAUGGAGGAGGGCGCGAAGGAAAGUGCACGCAAGAAGACGAUCGCCAUGGAAUUCCACUCCGGUAGCGGGAAGUCGGCGGACUGGGCUAUUGUGCGCGAUCCUAAGGUGGGUAUCGGAAGGGGGUGGAAGAUUGAUUUCUCGUGA